Messenger RNA from Helianthus annuus (common sunflower), 1658 nucleotides. Its product is annotated as pentatricopeptide repeat-containing protein At5g09450, mitochondrial. The record is from RefSeq and is a predicted model, not a curated record. The coding region runs from base 242 to 1456 and encodes 404 amino acids. The transcript has 3 exons. NCBI's taxonomy places the organism in Eukaryota, Viridiplantae, Streptophyta, Magnoliopsida, Asterales, Asteraceae. Gene Ontology annotation, molecular function: protein binding. Gene Ontology annotation, cellular component: mitochondrion.
AGUGGUCUAAGGCGCCAGACUCAAGUUCUGGUCUUCGAAAGAGGGCGUGGGUUCAAAUCCCACUUCUGACAAAAACCUUUUUUCUCAGUAACAUUUCUGCCGAGACUUUUUUUUUUUCACAUUGUUUUUCAUCAUCACUUCACUGCCGAUUUUCCAUUAAUUCAUCACUGCCGAUUUCAAAAUUCCUUUCGUUUCUUUUUAGUUUUCACAAUCCGAUUGUUCGAUCAAUCAAUUCCACAUCAUGGCGGCUGUUCGUUCAAUCUUCACUACACUCAUCCGGAAUCAAAUCAGCACGAGAACUAACGGUUUACUGAGGCACUUAUCUUCUUCAUCGGAACUCGUUUACGAUGAAUCGCCGGUUUUGGUUGCCGGAGAAGAAUCCGACGGCAGUGGCAACGGCGGAGAUGAUUUGAAGACCAGGAUUUUCCGGCUGAGGCUGCCGAAGCGUAGCGCUACUAAUGUUAUUGAGAAGUGGAUCAAUGAAGGGAAUCGGAUUAGUGUUCAUGAUCUCCGGAGUAUUUCGAAGGAGCUUCGGAAAUCGCAACGGUUUAAGCAUGCUCUUGAGUUAUCUGAGUGGAUGGUUUCACAUCAGGAGUUUGAAUUAUCUGAUUCAGACUAUGCAAUCCGUAUCGAUUUAUUGACAAAAGUUUUCGGUAUAGAUGCUGCCGAACGUUAUUUCGAGAGUUUACCUCUUAACGCUAAAACAACCGAAUCGUACACUGCUCUUCUACACUCGUAUGCUGCAUCAAAACUAACUUCAAAAGCGGAAGACCUUUACGAAAGAAUGAAAGAAUCUAAUCUUCCAUUAACUGCCAUAACAUACAACGAGUUGAUGACAUUAUACAUGUCAGUCGGAGAGAUGGAAAAGGUGUCUUAUGUCGUUCAAGAACUUAAAAGCCGGAAUGUUACUCCAGAUAUUUACACGUUUAACCUUUGGGUAAGUUCGUGCGCGUCAUCUUUGAAGAUUGACGAAGCACGAAACAUUCUUGAUGAGAUGAGUGCUCAUGAGGCCGGACCGAGUGAGAGCUGGGAAAGAUACGUGAAGCUUGUGAAAAUAUAUCUUACAUCGGGUCAACUAGUCAACUCAGAAGUCAACGCUGUGGUGGAAACGGAAAAGGGUAUUACCCAACGAGAAUGGAUAACGUAUGAUUUUCUUAUUAUUCUGCAUGCUGCUUUGGGAAACAAGAAUACCCUUGAUCAAAUAUGGAAAUCGUUAAGAAUGACGAAACAAAAAAUGAUUAGUAGAAAUUAUGCUUGCAUAUUAUCUGCAUAUUUGAUGCUUGGGCAUUUUGGUGAGGUUGAAGAAGUGAUUAAUCAAUGGAAUACGUCUGCAACAACCGAUUUUGACGUCUCUGUAUGUGAUCGGCUUGUUAUAGCAUUUCGAGAAGUUGGGUUGGUUGAAAAGGCGGAAGCUUUUCGUGUGUUGCUGUCUGAAAAGAAGUGUAACCCGCAAUGAAUUUGAGCUGAAUAAGUUUUUAUAAGGUAAAUGCUUACCGGAUUUAUUUAAUUUUUAGUUAUGUAUACUUUCUUUGAUGCCAAGAGGAAUUGUUAUAACUUAUAAGCGUUAGGUAAUGCAUUAUAACUUGUUAAAGCUGUAUGUCAACAUGGACGUGUUGAUAAUCCAUUUUAAUAGUUAUUAAUAAAUAUUAUGAUGUCAA